GAGUGAAACUUAGAGGGCAGAUGGGUUGGGCUAUUGCUCUACAUGGCGGAGCCGGCGACAUCCCACUCUCAUUAACGCUGGGGAGCCGCUGGCCUCGAGAGGAGGCCCUCCACCACUGCUUACAAAUUGGGGUGGAGGCCCUUAAAGCCAAGAAGCCUCCCUUGGAUGUUGUGGAGCUUGUGGUUCGUGAAUUGGAGAAUAUUCCACAGUUCAAUGCUGGAAAGGGAUCUGUCUUGACAAACAAAGGCACUGUUGAAAUGGAAGCUUCAAUCAUGGAUGGAAGGACAAAGAAUUGUGGAGCAGUUUCUGGGCUGAAAACAGUUGUCAAUGCUGUUUCUUUAGCUAGAUUGGUUAUGGAGAAGACUCCUCAUGUAUAUCUAGCAUUUCAUGGAGCUGAGGAAUUUGCAAAAGAACAAGGCGUUGAAACUGCAGACUCAAGCCAUUUUAUUACUGCAGAAAAUGUAGAAAGACUAAAGCAGGCAAAAGAAGCGCACAGGGUUCAGAUUGAUUAUACCCAACCCCUCCAAAAUGGUACCAAAGAGGAAACAUCAAAUAGUAACGGAGAAGUUCAACUUGGAACUGUUGGUUGUGUGGCUGUUGAUAGUUAUGGUAAUCUAGCUUCGGCAACAUCCACCGGAGGACUAGUAAACAAAAGGGUUGGUAGAAUUGGUGACUCGCCCAUCAUUGGUGCCGGCACAUACGCCAAUGAGCUCUGUGCCGUUUCAGUUACCGGCGAAGGCGAAGCAAUACUGCGUGCCACGGUUGCAAGAGAUGUUGCAGCCAUGAUGGAGUUCAAAGGUGUUUCUCUUGAGGAGGCUGCUAGCUAUGUUAUCCAUGACUGCAUGCCAAAAGGCACCGCCGGUUUGGUUGCUGUGUCCGCUACCGGAGAAGUUGCAAUGCCUUAUAACACGACGGGCAUGUUUCGGGCAUGCACUACUGAAGAUGGUUAUUCAGAGGUUGCAAUUUGGUCUGCUUCCUAAAUGGUGCGAGUAAGGAACACAGUAAUUUUAUGAUAUAAUUAUUAUGCUCCAAAUUUUGGCAACCUAAGUAUGAGAUUUCAGUGUAUUUCUUCCUCGCAUAAGUAAUUUUUUUCGGAUUAAGAUGUUCAUUUAGAAAAAUAAUGCAAUUUGAAUGCGAUUGCCAUAUUA
This is a messenger RNA of Arachis duranensis, 1148 nucleotides long. RefSeq names its product isoaspartyl peptidase/L-asparaginase. NCBI's taxonomy places the organism in Eukaryota, Viridiplantae, Streptophyta, Magnoliopsida, Fabales, Fabaceae. Gene Ontology annotation, molecular function: hydrolase activity. The transcript is spliced from 4 exons. The coding region runs from base 21 to 980 and encodes 319 amino acids. The record is from RefSeq and is a predicted model, not a curated record.